Molecule: messenger RNA, 1067 nt
Organism: Aphis gossypii (cotton aphid)
Lineage: Eukaryota; Metazoa; Arthropoda; Insecta; Hemiptera; Aphididae
Exons: 5
Coding region: 1-1032 (343 amino acids)
Source: RefSeq, a predicted model, not a curated record
AUGCUGUUGAUGAUUGAAAAGGGUAAUUAUAAUAAUUAUUAUAUUAAAUUAGAAGGGCUUAAUGAUUUGAACGAUACAUCACCCAUCGGACGGAUAUAUGAAGUUGACAUUACUUAUCCAAAAGAACUCCAUGAUAAACACAACGACUUACCUUUCCUAUCACAAAACGGAAUCCCAGCUGGUUCAAAAGUUCAUAGAGUACUUCAGUUUAAUCAAUCACCAUGGCUGGCUCCAUACAUAGCACUAAACACAGAGGUGCGAAAAAAAGCAGCAAAUGACUUUGAGAAAGACUUUUUCAAACUUUUAAAUAAUGCGGUUUUUGGGAAAACCAUGGAGUCUAUGCGGAAAAGAAUAAAAAUGGAACUGGUGUCUAGUGAUCGUCGUUUACAAAAACUGAUAAAUCAGUCAACAUUCAAACACUGUUUUGCAGUGCUGGAAGUUUCCAAGUAUUCAAUGUAUGACUAUCACUAUAACGUAAUGCAGAAACAUUAUGAUGAUAAAAUUGAGCUCAUGUAUACAGAUACAGAUUCAUUGGUAUACUAUAUUCAAACUGAUGAUUUUUACAAUGAUCUGUUGAACAAUCCCAACUUGUUGAAUCGAAUGGACACUGCAAAUCUACCCCGUGACCACCCGUGUUACAUUGCUGAGAGAAAGAAGAUUCCUGGGCUAUUUUCUGAUGAAACCGAUGGACGUAUUAUGAGAGAGUUUUGUGCUCUCCGUGCAAAGUCCUACGCUUACAUUUUAGAAGAUAAGGAGAAAAUCAAAGCAAAAGGAAUCCGUGGACAUGUUGUUAGAAACCAUAUGACCUUUCAAGAUCAUAAACGGUGUUUGUUUGGUGAUACCAGUUUGGAAGUAACAACGUCAAACGUCUCUAUCCGUUCAUUCAAACACAAAUUAAAGACCAUCAAAUCCAAUAAAUUAACUUAUAACAGUUUCGAUGAUAAAAGGGUUAUACUUGAAGACAAAGUACACACCCUAGCUCAUGGACACUAUUCUAUAGAGGAGGAACUCGAAGCAGAACUAGAUAGUUAGUUAUAUAUUUGUAAAGAUUAUUUCUGUAUGUAUAA